CGAGCCAUGAUUCCUGACUUCCACCUGUCCCAAAUGCUGAAACAAAGAUGUGUUCACGGCAAGUAACUUUGUGAGGUCCCCUGGCAGCGGACACAGCGAGAUGCAAUGAGGGUUAACGUGGAUAACGGAGGCUUAAGGAGGCCAAGUGUUCUUCCACCUAAAUGCGGUUGUUGAUGUCAUUAUAAGUGCGCUACAGCCCCCAUCCAUUGUGUGGGGGUACAUCGCCCACGCAGUCUAUCUAGACACUGAAGAAGCGCCGUUCACACACUAACCAACAACUACUGGGCUGACGAGUUCAAGGAAACGAGCUCAAAUUUUGGGCUUUGUAGGCGUUUUAACGCUUUUUUAAUACAAUUGAAGGAAUAAUCUGGCCCAAUUGUACCUGUAUCCCUUUUUGCUGGGUCAAAAUGACCACAUACAAAGUUUUCUUUAUUCUAAUUAUCUCAUUUAUCGUUUUUGCAUGUUUCUUUAGCAAUUCCUCACUUCUCCCACACUUAUAUGCUAAACAGGGACCAACAUCGUUUAAUACAAGCGCUUUCGAUUCGAACGUCACGUCCGAUGCAUUUAGAGACGAGUUUCGGCUGCAAUACGUUUUUUAUCACGGCGUGAACGAAUAUUAUGACUUCCAUGCUCGUUUGGAUACGUCGGGGAAAGCUUUCUUUGCGGAAAGUGAGAGUACGUUUACCCUAAAAGGUAUUGAGAAACGUACUGUCCGUUUAAAAGAUCUGUCGCGUGAAGGUCUAAAAGCUUACAGGCGUGCAUCACAAACAAAUGAACUGCAUGCCUAUGACGCGGACUUAUGGCGUGAGGAAACGAUUAUUGUCCCCGACAUCAAAGACAAACAGACAAUUUAUGCCUUGGGAAAGAUGAGUUACAAUGCAUACAUUGAGAUUCCUUUCGACGAUGACUGGUUAGACCUCGGUUCUAAUUGGAAUAUCACUCCUCCAUACGGCUUUGGUUGGGAGGACAAUGGUUUACGAGGCCAUGUCUUUGCGAAUAGUGAUAACACAACUGUAAUCGUAGCUAUGAAGGGUACUUCCAUUUUUGGAAUUGGUCGUGGUACCUCACAAAAAGAUCGCAUCAACGAUAAUUUGCUGUUUUCAUGCUGUUGCGCCCGUGUUAGCUGGGCGUGGACGACUGUUUGCGACUGUUAUCGUGGUACGUAUACAUGUUCGCAAACAUGCUUGGAAGAUGAGUUACAAAGUGAUGCGCGUUACUAUUCAGCAGCUCUUGACAUUUUUUACAACAUUACCCAACUAUAUCCGAACGCUGUUGUGUGGAUGACGGGCCAUUCUUUGGGAGGCGCCACAGCAGCUCUAAUGGGUUUGUCGUUUGGUAUCCCAACGGUAACUUUUGAAGCUCCAGGUGACCGUUUGGCUGCUCGUCGCUUACAUCUUCCUCAACCUCCAGGGCUGCCAGACGAAGACAGUCUAGUCUGGCACAUUGGACACACAGCCGAUCCAAUUUACCUGGGUACUUGUACAGGCCCCACAUCAUCCUGCUGGGCUGGUGGCUACGCAAUGGAGUCUCAAUGCCAUACGGGUCUCGAAUGUAUAUACGACGUUGUGAAAGAUAAGGGAUGGCGUAUCUCUAUAGCACAUCACAGAAUGCAGGCAGUCCUUCAGGAUGUCAUUGACUCGUAUGAUGAGAUUCCCACCUGUGUUAGUAUUGAGGAUUGUGAUGAUUGCUACCUUUGGGAUUUUAAGGACGAGGAUUGAUCCGCGUGCAAAUAAAUGGUUUCUGUUAUGCAAUAACUAAUGAUUUGCUACAUGAGCGUCCGUCCACUCUUUUCCUCCAUCAACGAAGGACGUGUACACACACCUACAAAUUCAUCAACCAAAACUCAUCCCACUUUAAUGUUCCUUUAAUGACAAGUAUAACCUUUUAGAGACUUUAAACUUCACUAAUUAUGGUAUUGACAAAACUGACCUCCUGCAAAACUCGAUCGACAGGAGCAGAUUGAGAGCUUUUUCCUCUUCUUUUUUUCUUGACCCGCUGAUGCUUGCAUACAUGCACGCCUUUAACAUAUGCAUGCAGAGGAGAAGCAAAAUGCUUUUUGUACUUUAAGCACAGAUCCGAUAACUAUUGUAACGGCCACUGGUUUCACUUCUACGGACAAUCUUGACGACUUGUCCACGCUUCAAACCCAAGUAACGGGCGACAGGAUCGGCCAUUUGGAUACGUGGGAGUUGUGUUUCACGCAACUUGUAACGGUCCAAAAGUUCUUUUUUCUCUUCAGGGGUUAGAAGAACGUGCUUGGGCACCAAUUCGUGGUGUGUGAUGUUGACAAUUAAAUCGCUCUCUUGGAAUGUUUCAAUUGUGAAUUGGCCGGUAACUGUGGAGAUAAUUUUGGUAGCACUAGGAGUCAUAUUGUUGGCAUAAAUCAAGAUUCCGGUCUUGUGGUUAUGAUCGCCAAGGGUGUGAACAAAAGUACGCAUUUCCUUGAUACCAACUGAUGGUUCCUUGGCAAAUUCGACGUAAAUUGUACCCUUGUCAGAUCCGGGUGGAGGCUUUGCGUAAAAACUCAAGGUGGAACGACUGAAGCUUGUGUUAGUCAAAGAUCAUUAAUUGAGAAUACCAAUCAGGCACUUAUCACACAAAAACUUACUCCAAAUUACGACCCAUUCCGCAGUGCAUAGCUCUGAAUUGAUCCAAGGUGAGUUCCAACUCUGACUGAGACACGGCAUAACCCUAGAUUUUUGUCAGCAAAGAAACUACGGUUACAGAAAGAGAGUGUUUUUACAUACUCUGUCGUGAACCAGCUGAUGAACGGUUUUCCACACACGGAACACCUUCACGAUGUUUCUUUCUUCGGACGACGACAUGUUCAAGCAAACGAAGAGGAAAGAAUGGCGAUGAAACGCACUGCUGUCGGUGAACUGCACUUGACGGUUGAAGCGGUGAAAAGUUGGCACAACCUAACUGUUUUUUUUUGGUGGUUAGGAUCUCUCUGCCCCACGUUUUACACUCCACCAUUAAUUGACCGGUAAAGCCACGGUGCGAAUCCGGGUUUGCCGUGGGUGCCAUUGUUUCGUAUUCAUAAAUGAUACUGGGGCGAUGAGAUGGUUAUUACUAAAAAACGAUCUUCGUUUAAUCGACAUAUUAUUUGUUUCAAAACGUCGAAGUAUUCAUUCAUGAGACCACGAUUUUGGUAGGUCGCAUCCGACGCCAUUAGCAUACAACAGUCAUUACCUGCUAGCAAAGAGCAGCAGAAUAAAUCUACUUCUUUUUUGCUGCCGUUUUGUUAUUCAUCAAGAAAACCUGAGACGCCACCGUGUCCCACUCCUCAUCCCAGCGAUGUUUAGAUUCACUCAUUGCUCCACGCUUCAACGAUGACAGCUCCUUUGUGUUGGUAAAAAGAUUCUAAGCCCGUUAGCAUCAUGCUAUCUAAAAUGGGUUGCACAGAUCGCAUGUCCCCUCUGUAUUUAAUACAAACCUGAAUUGUGACAGCCAUUUCAUGAGCGUCACCGACGAUUUUUCCGUUUCGGCCAUCCUUUACGAGCUCAGUUAUAGCUGGAAAUGGCAACGAAAGCACGGGAAUGCCACAGCCAAAUAGAUCAACUACCUUCAUGGGCAAAUCCACACCGCUAGAGCUUGUAUGAAGACUUACACCCAAGUCUGCACAAGCAAGCAGGCGCGGAUAGUCGCCAGUUGACAGCCAUGGAGUCAAGAAACGAACGUGUUGUAGAGGGUGUUCUUUUACAUGGUCCAAAAAGUCCUGCUUCAUCGGACCUUUGCCCGUGAUGACAGCAAGAAUAGGGGAUGCAUUGGGUUGUGCAUCGUAUUCUUCCAACGCUUUAUAAAGUACAAAAAUAUCCUCAUCUGGGGUCCACGAUGUUGAGGACACAAGCAGUUUGCAUGUCUUCGGAUUGAACGCCGUUCCAAGCAGAUUGUAAGGCUUCUUUGAAAGCGGUUUGAAGUGACUUGGCGGACGAUCGUAAAGAACGUAUGUUGGUCUUAAAACUAAGUGUUAGUGAAAUGCUUGCCAGAGAUUAAUGUAAAUGUAGAAGUCUCAUUCGAGUGCAGCUGCGUUACUUACUUAAGGCCCCAAUUACCAAGCACCUCGCUCAUGGCAUUUGAAACACAAAGGUGUUUGUAAGCAAAUCGACCAAGGAAGAGCUCAUAAGCUUUCAUGAUUUUGACGAGCAUAUGAUUUUUGCCGAGUUUGAGGGCCAAAAUACUGAAACCGAAAUUGUGCCAGUCAAUAACGAUUCGAGAUCCGAAACAAAACCGCAUUAAUAAUGCAAAAACAAAAGUAGGGAUACAUGGAGGAUUCUGCACAAGCAGAUACGACGGUGCGUGUACCCGAAAAAGAAUGCUGCACAGGCCGAGCCAGAGGAAUGUCACUUUCAAUGGAGCGAACAGUAAGAAUUGAAGCUUGGACGAUGGUGUUAACCAAGCCGGAGUCUUCGGAAUGUGUAUACAACGUAUCCGUUUGUCCUUCUUAAACAAUUCUUGCUCAUUAUUGUCGUCUACACACAGUUAGAACUAGAUACUCAAUAUGAAAGACAAAAGUAACGGCGUAGGCAGCGCACGCGUCAUUGCUGUUCACUACUGUCAUGACUUUUCCAUAUGUUUACCAACCUCCAUAACCAAUCAAUUCUACAUUCCAAUCAUGUUUUGCGAAACUGUUUGCAUGGUACUG
Schizosaccharomyces japonicus yFS275 is the source of this 4645-nucleotide messenger RNA. RefSeq names its product autophagy associated lipase Atg15. Gene Ontology annotation, molecular function: triacylglycerol lipase activity. The record is from RefSeq and is a predicted model, not a curated record. Bases 408 to 1718 code for a protein of 436 amino acids. Gene Ontology annotation, biological process: macroautophagy; lipid metabolic process. The transcript has a single exon. Gene Ontology annotation, cellular component: multivesicular body membrane. Lineage: Eukaryota; Fungi; Ascomycota; Schizosaccharomycetes; Schizosaccharomycetales; Schizosaccharomycetaceae.